GCGGGACAUGAGGAAAUAAGGUUUGGGGUGGGGUAGUGGUAUAGCUUUGAGAGGCAAAAAGAUCAGAGAAAGAUUGAACAGGAAGGAACUUGAGACCAGAUUAAUUUAAAUAGUCAUUACUCCCCUCAACCCCCUCUUCCACAGCCAUUUCGAUUCCUGGAGAGCAUCACACAUGUGUCCCAUCCCAGGCCUCCAGCCACAGCAACCACACGACUCAUUUCCCGUGGAACUGAGGCUGCAUACCUGGGCUCCCCACAGGGGGAUGAUGCAGGGAGGGGAAUCCCACCUGCUGUGAGUCACCUGCUGGUAUAAAGGGCGGACCUUAAAAAGAGACUCAGAGACAAAGGGAGAAAAACAGGAAGCAGUUCAGAAACUCUAUGAACAAGGGGAACCAAACCAGAGAUACUCAGAAACAGAGAAUCAGGCUCAGAGCAAGUUGAAGUGGGCAGAGAUUCUAUAAGGCUGCAAGGCAGAGAGCCAUCCAGACUUGAGAAGCAGGCAACAAGAUGUUGGGAAGCAGAGCUGUGAUGCUGCUAUUGCUGCUGCCCUGGACUCUUCAGGGCCGGGCUAUGCCUGGGGGCAGCAACCCUGCCUGGGCCCGAGGCCAGCAGCUCUCACAGAAGCUCUGCACUCUGGCCUGGAGUGCACAUCCACCUGUGGGACACAUGGAUCUACUAAGAGAAGAAGGAAAUGAAGAGACUACAAAUGAUGUUCCCCAUAUCCAGUGUGAAGAUGGUUGUGAUCCCCAAGGACUCAAGGACAAUAGUCAGUUCUGUUUGCAAAGGAUUCACCAAGGUCUGCUUUUUUAUGAGAAGUUGCUAGGAUCAGAUAUUUUCACAGGGGAGCCUCCUCUGCUCCCUGACGGCCCUGUGGGCCAGCUUCAUGCCUCUCUACUGGGCCUCAGCCAACUCCUGCAGCCUGAAGGUCACCACUGGGAGCCUCAGCAUACUGCAAGCCCCAUUCCUAGCCAACCAUGGCAGCGUCUCCUUCUCCGCUUCAAGAUCCUUCGCAGCCUCCAGGCCUUUGUGGCUGUAGCUGCCCGAGUCUUUGCCCAUGGAGCAGCAACCCUGAGUCCCUGAAGUCAGCAGCUUAAGGAUGGCACUCAGAUCUCCAUGGCUCAGCAAUGUCAAGAUAAAACCUACCACCCCAGACCCCUGUGAGCCAAACAGUUAAUUAGUCCAUUAACUCUAAUAGGACUUGCAUAUUUGAAAAAUUACCAAUACUGACUGACUUAUGAUGCUGACAAGGUUGAAUAUUUAUUAGAUGGGAAGGGAAAUUUGGGGAUUAUUUAUCCCCAUUGGAGCAGUUUGGGGAGGAGGAUUAUUUAUUAUAUUUAUACUGAAUGGUGUACUUUUUCAAUAAAGAUUUAUUUAUGUGGCUA
Molecule: messenger RNA, 1381 nt
Organism: Otolemur garnettii (small-eared galago)
Lineage: Eukaryota; Metazoa; Chordata; Mammalia; Primates; Galagidae
Gene: IL23A
Product: interleukin 23 subunit alpha
Exons: 4
Coding region: 507-1079 (190 amino acids)
Biological process (GO): immune response; positive regulation of T cell proliferation; positive regulation of T-helper 17 cell lineage commitment
Cellular component (GO): interleukin-23 complex; extracellular region
Molecular function (GO): cytokine activity
Source: RefSeq, a predicted model, not a curated record